Molecule: messenger RNA, 481 nt
Organism: Triticum urartu
Lineage: Eukaryota; Viridiplantae; Streptophyta; Magnoliopsida; Poales; Poaceae
Source: RefSeq, a predicted model, not a curated record
GGUGGCGCCGCGGGGCAAGGGGGGGAGCCACUUCCGCCUGUCCGGAGCCUUGGGCGGCGGGGACGACGACGAGGGCUCCACCAACUACAAGCCGCUUAACUGGAAGUGCCGGUGCGCCGACAGGAGGCCGAUCCUCAACCCGUGACGGCCGACGCCUGCUCAAGAAGAAGAUGCUUGACGAGCCUCCGGCAUCUUUGGUCCAUCCCAUCACACAUCACAUGGCUGCUGUAAGUUGUUGGGAGAGGCUGCAUGCGCUAAGAUCAACUACACUACUGUACAUGGCUGUGCAAGGAGUGGUUGUUGGGACAAGUUUUGGUCAGUUUGUUUAGGUAUAGAGUUUAUGAUGAUGAUGAUGAUGAUGCUGGAUGAUCAACUACAUGCUGCUAGUAAUUUGGAGGUGUUGCACUAACUGAUCAGCUGCUUCUGAGUUCCCCUAUAUUGUACUAUAAGCUUGGUGGUGUAAUUAAGAGACUGAUAUCAC